GUGUUCCUGGGGGAGCAGAGCGUCGGGAAGACGUCUCUGAUCACGCGGUUCAUGUAUGACAGCUUCGACAACACGUACCAGGCAACCAUUGGGAUUGACUUCUUGUCAAAGACCAUGUACUUGGAGGAUCGUACGGUGCGACUGCAGCUCUGGGACACAGCCGGCCAGGAGAGGUUCCGCAGCCUGAUCCCCAGCUACAUCCGGGACUCCACGGUGGCCGUGGUGGUGUACGACAUCACAAAUCUCAACUCCUUCCAGCAGACCUCUAAGUGGAUCGAUGAUGUCAGGACAGAGAGGGGCAGCGAUGUCAUUAUCAUGCUGGUGGGCAACAAGACGGACCUGGCCGACAAGAGGCAGAUAACCAUUGAGGAGGGCGAGCAGCGCGCCAAAGAACUGAGCGUCAUGUUCAUCGAGACCAGCGCGAAGACUGGCUACAACGUGAAGCAGCUCUUCCGACGUGUGGCCUCUGCUCUGCCUGGAAUGGAGAAUGUCCAGGAGAAAAGCAAAGAAGGGAUGAUCGACAUCAAGCUGGACAAACCCCAGGAGCCCCCGGCCAGCGAGGGCGGCUGCUCCUGCUAAUGCAGCCUGACCGCCGGCUUCCUCUGACACUACUCGCUUGUUGUGUUGCUUCCUAUUGGUUAGCUUCCUAAGGGGGGUGGGAAAUGAGCUUAUCCAGAUGGGAGGAUUUUUCUUUUCUCUCUGUCUCUAGGAGUCGGGUGGGGUGGGGCGGGAGGCUGGGCAUCAGGGGUCACGUCACUCUUAACAGCCGUUACUUAAACAACUAUUUUUUGGUUUGGUUGUAAUAUAUUGUACUUUAUUAAGAUUGCCAAAAACUGUUAAAAUUAAAAAAAAUUUAAAUCAUGUGUAUACAACUUUUUGCCAGAUAAAAAUGUAGUCAUUUUUAUUUGAAAGAUGUGCUUUUUUUGUUUUUGUAUAUUUGUAAACUUACAGAGAACCUUUUCCACGCACCUCCUCCUUCCCGUCCUCUUUGAAGGGUUCAUCCCCUCUGCCCUCCUCCUGCCCCCAGCCCAAUAGAUUAAAACAAUUAAUCUGGGCAAUUUAAUUCGGCUCCAGUCCUGGGCUGUCUGGCCCAGACCAACACAAACAGGCCCCACCUGGUUAAAUCAAACGCUGAUUGAACGAAACAGCCUCUGAAGAGGCAGCUCUGCCCCUGUCCUUUCGUGGCCAGGGUAGGGACAUCAGCCACGGCCCCAAGCUGAAAUUAAGGCCUUGUGGACUGCAGGGAGUCCAGCCACAGGCCCACUGGAAUUACUUCUGCCUCUUUGUCUUCUCCAUGAAAAGCCUUGAAGGGGUGGAGGGCACUUGCCACAGGCAGCCGUCUGUGCUCUGUGGUCUGCCCAGUGAUUGGCAGAAGAAGAGGCCAUGGGACGGAUGGGGUGCUGUUGACCACUGUGGGCUGGGGCAAUGUGUGGUUUAUAGAAUUGGGGCACCAUGUGUAGUUCUGAAAAUGUUUUAACCAACCCGUCCAGCCGUCAGCACACAUGUCUAGGUUGAAGCUAAGGGAAGGGCAAAAGGAAACUCGGCGUCUGCCCCCCUGAAGCCCUCCUCCUUGGAUGCCAGGGAGGCUGGAGCCUACAUCACGCAGUGUUGGUCCACCUGUGAUUAGAGAAGGGAGGGUUGUCUGCAGAGCUGCCGCCUGGAGGGUGCAUGUUCACUGAUGCUUGGUUGUUGACACUGUUGAGUGCUGUUCUGGAAAAGUUGACCUCUUGACGUGUUUCCGCCACAUUGGCCCAGUGUAGUUGAAAUCUGUGUGCACAGAGCUUUGCAGACAUUGUACCGGUACUCUGGUUGCCCGAGGGUAGGGCGGAGGCAGGGUCUCCAGCAGCCUGCCCAGGGAGAGCCUCCUUGCCAUUUUUGAUUCAUUUCUGAGAAGGGCUUAGUCCUGAAGACCUACCUGUAAAACUUCUGAAGAGAACUUUCUCUUCCACUAAGUGAUGUAGCCCUCCUGGCCAGCAUUCCAAAUAGAUCCAGCCUCACCAACCCUGAGCCUGCAUGAAACCAGGCAGUGGGCAGCAACUCUGGCCCAAAACAGUAAACCCCGCCCUCCAAGCCAGCACUGACUCUUCUCCAGGCUGCUGUUUGGCUUGUCACAGAUGAGCUAAAUGACCAUCUGGGGUGUGGUAGGGGGUAAAUUCCUCCAUAAAACAGGGCUCCAAUAAGUUACUGCAACGCAUUUGGAACUUCUCAGAAACUAAUCCAAAAUGGCAGCCAGUUAGCGCAGCAGAACCUGGCAGAGCUCACUGACAUUUGGCCAGGGGGCCUGCCACACACUCAGCCCAGGAGACUGUAUGUCAGAACUGAUCUUUAGAGAGGAAUUUAUCUUCAGGAGAAGAAAAGAGGAAGCAGGGUUUCCACUGAGCUCCUCUUCCAGAAGGCAAAGACCGAUGUACGACCGUAAUUCCAAUGUCACGUGUUUAGUUUUUAUAUGUGUGUACAUAAUUAUGUAUAGAGAUAGACUUGUGUAUACACCUGCCACACACAUUCUCACAGAGAUACAUGUGCUCAAUGUAUAUUCUUGUUUUUCCUGCUCUCAAGUUGGAAUUUGCAUUGUGAUAACCGUUUUGGAAAUCAAAAGUACUGCAACGUGUUGAAAUAAGAAAUACUUAAUAUUGUCCCAAAACUUGUGAUUGUCUUGCCAUCAAUAAAAUAACGCAUAGACGUGUUAACUACAGGCAAAAAUAGCCCCACGGGAAUAUGCACAUCAUUUCCCUAUGUAUUUAUAUGCACAGGUGUGCGUGCCCACGUGGGCCAGUACCCCCUCCAUGGCACACCCCUAAGUGGUGCUUGUUGGAAGAGCGUUUACUUACCUUGUGAGAAUUCACAGGGGUCCAGGUGACAGCACCCGGCUUGGCUGGCAGUGAGGCCCAUUGCUUGUGGCCCCUGGGAGAGCCCCAUGUGUAGGGAUCUCAUUCGGUCUCAAUGAAUGAAUGGAUGGUGGAUUUUAUUUUCUUGGUACUAAACAGUGCUUUUUCUUAAAACAUCCUUGUAAAAAAGGUAGAAACUCAGCCCCCUUCUCAGGUGCACACAUAUCCAAGGCACCGUGAACGUUUUUUUCCAUCACAGCCUUGAGGAACUGUAAGAGACGCUGUAGAUACCACAUGGCUCCAUGUGGCCUCCGGGAGCCCUUCUUUCCCAGCAUGUACACAAAAUCCUACCUUUUGAGCCCAGGCGCUCCCUCUGAAGGUGAGGGUGGGUUGCCUCCUCCCAUCCUCCCAUCUUGGUUCCCUGGGCCCUGUUUCCUCAGGCCUGAUCUAUACCCCUCGUUCCUGGGUGUGUCGGGGCAGCUGGAGCUCUGGCAUAGAAGGGCGUUGGGUCGUUGGCUCCUGUUUUAGGCUGGUGUCAUCACUGUCCUCUUGCUUGUAGGUAGGAUCUUGACUCAGAGUUUAGGUUCAAUAGUGAAAUGAUCACAUUUCCUUGUAGAAAAUGUCAUGAAAGUCCUCAGCAUCCCUGGUGAGAGUACCCCAUCAUUGCCGUAUCCAGGUGGGCUAGCGAGAGGCAAAGGGCAGGAAGCCUUUUAGGAGUGAUCUCAGUUUACCAGUGGUUUGGUCCCCUUCCGCAUAGAGCAGCCCUGACCUGGAAGUUGAGCAGAGUCAUCUUCUGUAGCCCUCUUUUUUCUUUGAGGAAUCUCAAAGAAAAGUCGUCAAGAAAGCUCCUGUUGUGUGGGCAUCUGAAAAAUCAUGCAUACGAUGGGGAAAGCAGGAAAUGUAUCUGUGAAUGCACACACACGCCGGAGUGAAAGCGGGACGCCAGCAUCCUGAGUGCUGGAACUGCGGCUGUGUGGUCCGAGGUUAGCAAGUGUGGUGACUUGGUCAUUGGCCUCCCUGACAUCACUGUCGCCACUCUCUUCCUGUCAGCAUCCUCAAACGAUAAUGUCCCAGGUCCGAGGAGCAAUGGCCAGAUGGGUUCAAGUAUCUCAGGCAACAAACAGAAAUGGUGGUAGCUAAGGGUGCAGACACGUCUUGAAUGCGACAUCUCUGUCCUCCCAGGGGCUGGCCAGUGCUGGGAGCCCCUGCCCUCAGGUACCAGGUGUGACAAUAAUGGCACCGCUGGCUUCGGUGUCCUGUAGGCAGAGCAGCCUCAUUCCUUCACAUGGUGGAAGGCAGGUGAGGGUGUCAGGAUGUGAGAAUAGGUAGCCGAGGGCUGUGAGUCAUGUCUGAGCCAUGAGGGGCAGCUGAGCAGAAGCGUGUCUUCAUCAACCAAGCAAGGUUGUGUGUUCACUGGUUUCCUAACUACCUCUCCCCAGGAAUGUGAGGCAUUGUCACCUGGCUACAGCAGAGUGAGGCGGGGGGCUCGUAACCCUUCCUAUGCCAGACGGAGAAGGGUGACUUCCUUAUCAUCACCCAGCAAGGCAGCCGGUGGUCAGAAGAAAGGUGUUUCCAUAUUUCAUCCAUCACCAACCUGUGUGUACAAACGUGAUGUACACUGGCACCCAGAGCGCUGCUGGGCACGCGUGCUCCUCAGACCAUCCCUACUCUGGUCCAGACGUAAGAGUCUGUCCGGCGCAUCUGAGUGAGCCAGGAAAGAAUCCAUGUACAUUUCAGGCUCCUCCAUUGCAAAGAAGGGCCAGUCCCCAAGUCCACUCUGAUUGUCAGACCAGGGCAUCCUUUGAAUAUGUUGUUUGAAAUGAACUACUUCAGUGUUCUAAAACCUUGGGCUUUCAGUGUAUAAACUCCCUGGACGCCAGACCCCCGUGCGGCUGACACUCCCGGCAGGGUGUGGUUUAUCCUUGCAAUGGGGUCUGGAUGCUUCCUUCCGCUGGGAAGCCUCCAUACAUUGACGGCCAGCCUGUAUCACGUGGUGUGUGUCACCUUUCCCCGCACCUGUCCCCAUAAAAGUGAUUGGCCAUGAGAAGCCCAGAGGGUGGUAUUUCCAUCUCUCCCUGGCUCAGCAGGCUUAAAUGGCCACAUUGACUUUACAUAAAACUGUGUAAAAUGUGGAAGACUCAGCAUGUUGAUCAAACAAUAAACUGUCCUGAUUCUCAACACAAA
Messenger RNA from Vicugna pacos (alpaca), 5009 nucleotides. It is a transcript of the gene RAB6B, whose product is annotated as RAB6B, member RAS oncogene family. The record is from RefSeq and is a predicted model, not a curated record. Gene Ontology annotation, molecular function: GTPase activity; GTP binding. Lineage: Eukaryota; Metazoa; Chordata; Mammalia; Artiodactyla; Camelidae.